Molecule: messenger RNA, 1302 nt
Organism: Cyphellophora europaea CBS 101466
Lineage: Eukaryota; Fungi; Ascomycota; Eurotiomycetes; Chaetothyriales; Cyphellophoraceae
Exons: 1
Coding region: 1-1302 (433 amino acids)
Molecular function (GO): hydrolase activity
Source: RefSeq, a predicted model, not a curated record
AUGGACGCAACUUCUGACAUCGUUGCUAGCUGUAUGCUCAAGGACCUGACCAGGUACGAAGAGCUAUACAAGCAUUUGCAUACGAAUCCGGAGCUGUCCAAUGCCGAAUCAGAGACCUGCAAGCUAAUCCGUGCGAAGCUUGCAGCAUGGAGCAACCUGGAGAUUCACAGCGGGAUAGGCGGGUAUAGCAUUGUCGGAGUCUUCAGAAAUGGAGACGGACCGACAGUGCUUUUGAGAGCAGAUACUGAUGCACUUCCCGUUCGGGAGACCACUGGACUUCCCUAUCAGAGCACGGCUACUUCGAGCUUCCAAGGAGUUGAGAGACCAGUUAUGCAUGCUUGCGGUCAUGACAUGCAUAUCACGUCUCUGCUCGGUGCCACCGAAGUCCUUGUAUCCCGAGCUCAAAACCAUUGGUCUGGAACCCUGAUUGUGCUGUUUCAACCGGCGGAGGAGCGUGGAACUGGCGCCCAAGCUAUGGUAGAGGAUGGACUCUGGAGCAAAGUUCCCAAGCCGGAUUAUCUCUUUGGACAGCAUGUAGUCGCGAACCUACCUGCUGGAGUAAUUGGUCUCCGGAGCGGCCCAAUCAUGGCUGGAGCUGAGAGUAUGAGGUGCAGAGUCUACGGAAGAGGAGGCCAUGCAUCGCAACCACAUCGCGCCAUUGAUGCUGGUCUUUUGGCUGCCAAUUGCGCAGUGCGUUUACAGCAAGUCGUCAGCAGAGAGCUUGUCCCUGGUGAUACAGCGGUUCUGACCACGGUUCCACUGAGUGCCGGCGUUGCGGAAAAUAUAAUUCCAGAUGACAUCGAGAUUGGUGUUGAUAUACGAUUUGUCAAGCGUGAGACACGCGACAGACUACGAAGUUCAAUACGUCGAAUAAUCGAGGCUGAAUGCCAAGCCAGCAACUCACCCUGGCCGCCCUCUUUCACAACCACCCGCUCUUUUCCAUUGACAGUCAACGACUCCGGGCUCACCGGUCUCCUAAAGACCGGCUUCAGCAAGCACUUUGAGGAGAUGUUGAACCCCGAGAUAGUCAUAUCAACUAUUGCUGAAGACUUUCCGAAUCUCUCACAAGGGCAACCUUACGUCUUCUGGCACCUUGGAUGCUCGGAUCCGAGCCGCUUUGAUCUUGAAGGCCGUUCGGAUGCGAUCCUUCCGCCCGUACCGAUGAACCACUCAUCUGGCUUUGCACCUUCAGUACAACCGACCCUCCGGACCGGGAUCGAAUCGCUCGUGUUGGCUUCUUUGUUGGGCUUUAGUACCCCAGCGAGUCUCGACCACAAUAAGAGUUCUGUGUCCAAGAUCUAG